AUGGUGAAGAGGAAUGCGCCAGCAAAGAACGGCAGUAGGAGAGUCCCGCAAAUCGAUAAAGAUAUCAAACGUUGGGAAGUGCAAAUCCCGAAGCCGGAGAACGCACCAAUGGAGAUGGACCACGGUCUCGAGCGGUACAUAGAGCAUUCGCGUGUUAAUCGAGGUUUGAGGAUGCAGUGGUAUCCGCAUUCGGAUCGUGGCCGUUCGCAAAGAGGAGAAUAUUCCAUGGUGUUCAACGUUACACGCAAUACCAUCAAUGUUGGAUUGCAUCAUCGCGAAGUCGAGCCGUGGGAUUGCCAUUCUCGCGUGAUACAUCUGCGAGCUUCACAAUGCCGCUUAGCAGAAUCAGAGCGUACAUUCGCAGGGCUAGGAUCUGCAUCCGCUACUGAAGCUGUUAAUACAAUUGAGAUGAUGGUGACGUGGUGGAGCGCUGUUCCACCACUUCAAGUCAGUUUGACAAUGACGCCUCCGAAAUCCUUCUCUAGGAGGCGUGUCAUUCGGCUUGAGCAAGUCGAGGCCUGCCACCGCCAAGUUUUGCAUGUCCCAGCAAGAAAUAAGUUGCAAGAACCCUUCAUGGGACAUGCGGAACCCGCCGCUAUGCAGCGCGCUUGGGAUCAGGGACAUGCACCGGGCUCGGUUCAAGCUCUUUUAGGGACCUUGUAA
Postia placenta MAD-698-R-SB12 is the source of this 663-nucleotide messenger RNA. RefSeq lists its product as hypothetical. Bases 1 to 663 code for a protein of 220 amino acids. The transcript is spliced from 4 exons. NCBI's taxonomy places the organism in Eukaryota, Fungi, Basidiomycota, Agaricomycetes, Polyporales, Adustoporiaceae. The record is from RefSeq and is a predicted model, not a curated record.